CCUUAGGCGCCGCCCUCGGGUGGCCCCGAGCCAGGGCCACGCGGGUAACGGAGCCCCGCCGCAGAUCCGGAGCUCCAGCUCUGGCCUGGGUUCCCCGGUUUGUGGGACCUGGCGCUUCCUGGCCUAGCUCUCCAGACCCAUAGGAGGGAGGCCAGCGUGGGGGAGUGAAUCAGUUUGACUCUCCAGAGGCCCAACUGUCCCCCCAUCUUGGGAGCCGGGACAGACUGGUCACCGGUGUCCCAAAGGUCCCCCUACACAAGACGCAAGGCUAUCGAGGGCUCAUCCAGCUCAGUACUGCCUGCCACAGCAACUGAUAGGGGCUCUCCAGGUGACAGGGAGGAGGGGGGCACACCUGGACACCCAGAGGGGGCAGAUUCAAAGGGUCAGAGUUCACCAGGAGUGUAAACAAGAGGGUAGUAGUCCACGGUAUCCUAUCUGUCGCCCGGGAUGGAAAUCCGAAGCUCCUUCGCUGGCUCCUGGGGCUCCCCUAGGAAGCACGCCCCGCUCUCUCCCGGAAAAGGACACUCUCCUCUCAGCAACGGUCCCAUACUCGUCAGACCGGGAUGGGGAGUGGGGGCUCUGUUCUGCGCCCUUUCUGCUGCACAGCUGCCCCAGCUCAGAGCACCUCCAGGGCGCUAAGUCAGAGGCCCAGCAGCAGUUCUGUUCUGCUCCAGCUGUAUCCCUGACCCCGAGGGUUGCCCUCAGAGGCUGAGAGUCACACAAAUAUCCAUCACUCACCCAGCAAACCUUCACCCCAGACCCCCAACUCCUCCUCUCCUACUUCCCCAUCCCGUUGCUACACAGGUCUGGCCAGUGAGAAUCAGCAGGGCGCCCUCUUGUGGAACAUAUAGCAAUUCCCGGCUGUUCUCUAGUGGCCCGUCUCACUUGGGUGCUCUUCCUGGAAGCCACUGUGGGAGACGGCUCCACUGUGGUGAGCCCUGUUUCUAAGCAGGGCCCAGUCCCGCCUCCCUUCUUUGUAUCUCUAUCUUCCCCUGUGUCCGGAGGGGGUGGUUGUGUAGGCGACUCCUUCUUCUGGGUCCAAACUUUAGCAACACCUCUCUCUUGGGCCUCCUAGACAGAGCCACAAGGUGAGAAGCAAGUCUGCCUUACUGAGACUUGCCGCCAACAUGCUCUGCAGCCAUGCUCCCCAACAAAAGCUGUGGUCCCUGACCCUCCUCCCCAGGCACAGAGGUCGUCCUCCCUCAUCGUUUGCAGGGGCUGGCAGCUUAGUAGGACUCAAGUGCCUGAGUCCUAUCCUGAGCUAAAAUGUCUGGGCAUCAGCUGCACAGUGGAACCUUGAGACAGCUCCCAGGUUAGAUGGCGCCCUAAAUCUAGAGAGGUUCUGCCCGUACCAGCUGGGCUGUGGCUUUGUGAUAGCCUCUGUCAUCUAUAUGCCACAGAGAACGGGCCAGUAGAGAGGGAUCUUGGAGUGUCAGGUAUCAGGGUUCUCAGCACAGAUGUUGGACCAGCCUGAGGAAUGUGGAGUGACCCUGCAGGUGUGGCUGGUCCUGCACGCAGCAGUUUCACUGGUGCCAGCACUCAACAUCCAGCCAUGAUUUCCUCAAGGGCCAUUCUGUGGCAGGCUUAGGCUCAACCAGUGCACACAAGCCAUGGCCCCAUAAAGGAACAGGGAUGCACCUCGACGGACAACCUUUGGAGUGGAGGAUGGGUUGCAGAUCAAGAGGGAUCAGGGAGGAAAGUUGCUAAAGAGGUGACCUUCAAGCAAAGAAAGGAAUGAAGAGAACACAGUGGUGGGAACUUUUGGAAAGAACAUCCCAGGGCUACAGGCACAUCUUAUAGCAUGCCCCAAAGUUAAUGUUCAUAGGUCCCUAGAAUGUGCUCUGAUUCCCAUGUCGCUAGUCCCCACUAGUAAAGGUGUGAUUAAGGAAAUAGGGCAGUGGUUCUCAACCUGUGGGUCACGACCCAUUGGGGAAUAAAAUAACCCUUUCACAGGGAUUGCCUAAGAUCAUCAGAAAAGCAGAUGUUCACAUGACAAUUCGUAAAAGUAGCAAAAUUUAUGAAGUAGUAACAAAAAUAUUUUUAUAGUUAGGAGUCCCCACAACACAAGGAACUGUAUUAUUAAAGGGUUGAAGCAUUGGGAAGGUUGAGAACCGUGGAUAUUGGGGUUCAGAAUCCUGCUAACUCUGGGAGGGGCUGAGGCAGAGGCAGGCUCCAGCCCUGCCUGGCUCAGAAACAGUAGGAUCUGGGCUUACCCUGAAUAUGGGAGGCAGAGUGGUGGUAAUUACUUGGAUAGUCAGAGGGAACUGGCCCUCCCCAAGCAGGGCUCUUAUGUUAGGGACAGCCAAGCUCUGCCCCUCAGCUGUGCAGUGCCUGGAUAAAUUCAGGGUAACUCUAGGAUCCUUGCUGCAGUUGCCAGACGUAGGAAACACUCAUAUAUCUAGUCAAAUGUGCAUAUCAGAUAUGCAAUUUUUUUUCCAGGACAGGAAGUUGAGACUGGACCUUGCUGUGUAGUUCGAGCUGGUCUAGAACUUGAAAUAUCCCUUCUUCAGCCUCCUGUUUAGCAUAACACUGUGGUUUUCUUCCCUGUAGAAUUAGGUCCUCCAGGAACACGACUUUGAACAGGUCCCCGGAGCUGUCCCCAACAGCCAGAAAGCCCCACUUCACAACUGGUCCUCUGUGUCUAAAGAACAAGGGAGGGGACUCAGCAGUCCCCUCCACCCAGGAUGCCUUUGGCUAGUCUACCCACACACCUGGCCUUUGCCCCUUUUCCUGUAAUCCCUGUACAAGACCCCCUUCCUACUUACCCUCUAGCACUCUAGGUGGUACCCACCCAACAUUCUUGGUUCGGGGACUUCUCACAAAUGCAAGGUGUAAUUUCGGAAUGGGCCUAGACCCAUAGGAACCCUGGCCCUGCAACACAGUACUAUGUGGCCCCUCCUUCACACUAGAACUGUGAAUGAGAGUAUCUAACUGACAGGCUUAAUGAAGCUCAGCAUGAGCGAGGUCUCAAGCAACUUCAAGCCCCCUCAGCCGAGAAUACCCCUCCACCUGCACCCUUGGGUGUAGCCCAUGCCAAGAGGCCCCUACUCCUCUAAACCCAGAGCUCUAUCAUCAUGUCCUCUCCCCAGAAGAAGCAGGUGUCUCCUCACACCCUGCUGACCCUGAUUCCCCUGGAACACUGUGCACAGAGUGCCGGCCCUGGCCUCUCUCCAUAUCACUCCUCCUACAUCCUGUGACCUGUCUGCCUAACUCCUGACACUUCUCUGUGAUUGUGUCUUUAACCCAUCCCACCAUAUCUGCCCUAUCCAGUGCCCUCUGUCACAGAUCUUAGUGUGCUUGGCUGCCAGCCCAGGGUCUGCAGAGGGCGGUAAUCCUCUGAGACCCCAGCUCCUCGGCCUGUCCCAGCUGUGUUAACCUGAAUUCAAGAGAAUGCUUCUUAGGAAGAAGUGAAUUUCUUUUUGACAUCUGCGGUCUCCCGGUAGCGCCUUGACCCAUCUGAAGGACUGUCUUCCAACGGGUCCGAGGCCACUGUCCGGGUUACGCCGUCAGUGACUGCCGGUGCAUUCGUCCAGGGAGAAGCGACUGCCCCUUUGUCCACCAGGGCAGUCGUGACUCCAUGGAGGGCACAGAGGCCCAGGAGACAAGUAUCGCGAGAGGGUCCCGCACCCCCCUCCCGCCACAGAGUGCGGCGGGCUAGCUUCUAGCGGGGCUGACCGGGUGGGGCGGACAGAGAAGGGGUAGCGAGGUGACCUCAGCGGUUCCGCCGCUCCGGGAAGUCGCCUGGCCCGCCCCCUCCAGCUCCAGCCGGGAGUUUCGCUCUUCGGGGCGGGGCAAGCAGCAGGCGUUGCCCAGCCGGCCAAGUUAGUGCGCGCCCCGCCCGGCGCCGUCCGGGUCUCUGCGCCCUCCCUGCUGGGGCGCGCCGCUCGUAGCUCGGUGAGGUCCGAGCUGCACCGGAAAGCUUGCCGAACGAGCGGAGAGCCGCGCGGGCGGCGGAGGUGAUGACUGCGGCGGCAUGGAGUUCCCGGAGCACGGCGUACGGCUGCUGGGCCGCCUGAGGCAGCAGCGCGAGCUGGGGUUCCUGUGCGACUGCACUGUCCUGGUGGGCGACGCGCGCUUCCCUGCGCACCGCGCGGUGCUGGCCGCGUGCAGUGUCUACUUCCAUCUCUUCUACAGGGACCAGCCCGCGAGCAGCCGCGACACGGUGCGGCUCAACGGCGACAUCGUCACGGUACCCGCUUUCAGCCGCCUGCUGGACUUCAUGUACGAGGGCCGCCUGGACCUGCACAGUCUACCUGUCGAGGACGUCUUGGCUGCCGCCAGCUACCUACACAUGUAUGACAUCGUCAAGGUCUGCAAGGGCAGGCUCAGAAAGAAGGACCCAGACCUGGAGACCCGUACGCUGGGAACAGAGCUUCCUGGGCAGCCACCACACCCCCUGCCUUCCUGGUCCCCUGCCUCCUGCCAAGCCACACCAGAGGCCAAACCCUCAUCUGUAGGGGUCAAGGCUGCCCAUCCUCUGCCAACACUUGGACCUGCAUGUUGGCAGGUUGCAGAGGAGUCAAGUGGCGCCCUGGACCUGUCAAUGAAGCCUAGCCCAAGACCGGAGCAAGUCCACCCGCCCUGUCUCCACCAGACAUCCCUCUGCAGCUCCAUACAGCAAGGGGACCAGCCUCUGGUGAAGGCUGAGAAAGAUUCGUUCUCAGAACCAGAUAGCAGCAGCCCGCAGAGCGCGGACAGAUCCCCACAUCCAGUCUGUGCUUCUGCAGCCCAGGGCCUGGCAGUAGACUUGGAGCCACUGCAUAUCCAAGGGACAGGCAGCCAGCAGCUUGGGCUGCAUGCAGAGCCAGAGGUGGACGGUGAAGAGCUGGGUCCCAGCAGGCACCUUUGCAUUUGUCCGCUGUGCUGCAAGCUGUUCCCUAGCACCCACGCACUGCAGCUGCAUCUCAGCGCCCACUUCCGAGAGCGGGACAGUGUCCGUACCAGGCUCUCCCCCGAGGGGUCCGUGCCCACAUGCCCACUCUGCAGCAAGACCUUCUCCUGCACAUACACGCUGAAGAGGCAUGAACGGACACACUCUGGGGAGAAGCCCUAUACAUGCAUGCAGUGCGGCAAGAGCUUCCAGUACUCACACAACUUAAGCCGGCACGCUGUGGUCCACACACGGGAGAAGCCCCAUGCCUGCCGCUGGUGUGACCGCCGAUUCACACAGUCUGGUGACCUGUAUCGCCAUGUCCGCAAGUUCCACUAUGGCCUGGUCAAGCCCUUGCUUGUGUGAAGUGUUUUUCUGUAUCCCCAAGGUGGAGGAAGAGACAGGGCAGGGUCUCCUGGGUGGGACUCUGGGAUGGAGGAAGAAGCGCAGGCAGGUGGUAGCCCUACCCCAAGGCUAGAAGGUUGUACCAGCCAACCUGAAUGAAUGGUGCUGCUUGAAUGGGCUGCCUCCUCCUCCCCUUCUCUCCACCUCACACCUGAGGUUGUAUCCUGCCCAGUUAGGGACACUUUCUUCCUCACUGUCCUCUCUAGCAAGGUUCUAGAGUUCCUGGCCUGCCCACUCACUGGGCAGUGUGAGGUAACAGUUGUCCUGUCCUGGGCCUUCCCUGACCACCCUGCUGGGACACUUGAGUGUCCUUGUGUGCCUACUGUUGUGAUAGAAUGACUCACUUGUCAAGAAAGUCAUUAAUGCAAGUGUCUUAACAGGGUGCACUGAGUGAGCAGGCCAUUCCUGGUGAGUGACAGCAGGAGCCCCUGUUGAGAAGGCCUCAGGCACAAGGAGUACCAGCAGGGGCCACAGAGAUACAGCUGGCCUUUCAGGAGGCAUAGCUCCACCGGGGAACUGGAGCAUCAUGAGGAGGGUGGCUGAAGCUGGGUAUCCCUGGGGUAGAACAGGGGUGGAACUUCAGGCAGCUAAGGAGAAUUUGGAAAUAGAUUCUCUUUCUAUCAGGAGCCUUCCAAGGGUACUACUAUGUGUCUGCUACUGGUUGAGGACUGUGCAAGUGUCCCCUACUGGCUUCAUGGGGCUGGGGGUGGCAGAUUUUGCCAUGAGCCAAGCUUUUCAUGUUGAAGUUGGCGCUGUGUUCCAGCAGGCCUGACCAUGGGAGUCACUCUGCUGCUUUCUAAAGGGUUUCCCUGGAGCUGUAGUCAUUCCCAGGCACCAAACACAAGGCCAAAGCUCGUCCAGCUUAACAGGAGCAGUGUCUGCUGCACCAUCUCCUGCCGAGGGGCAUGGGUAGGAGCAGCUGUCCCAGGGAGAAGGGAGGCAGAUUGUCCCCUUGUCUACAGCCCUGGAAGGAAGGCUGGUGCCCUUGAAAUGUGAAGGGCUUUGCCCUCUGCCUCUGCUGUGGAUAUGGGCCACCUUACUUUGCUGACCUGCACCCCAAGCAAGCCUUGGUCGUUUCAGGAAAGGGGUGGGGCAGGAUGGGGGUGGCCUCAGUAAGUGGUAGCACUGCCUGAAAUAACCUACCCUCUCCCCAACAGGGCUGUCUCUGCUGGUUCCAAGUGGCCCAGAGUCAGGCAAGUCUGGAUCAUUGGAUCUUCUGCUAACACUUGAUGUAUUUAUGUGUUUGCUUGGUCUGAAGUGAAGUGACAGUUGGUCUCCCCAAGGUGGACAGAUCCACUGUUCAUCUCCUAAGCGUCUCUGUGCUCUCCUAAUAUGUCCACGGCUGGCCUGGGAAGCUGUUGCCAGUGGUCAGUGAUGCUCCAAGACUGGAGGCCCAGGACAGGCUGCAGUGCAGAGCUGGAGAAGAGGCAGUGCUGUCCUGGCUUCUGACUCCACCUCUGGAGAGGCUGGUAGAACCCUGUGACUUACGAUCCGAGAGAUCGCUCACUCCCUUCGUCACCCUCACCCUACCCCGUGUGUGUGUAUGUGUGUGUGUGUGUGUGUAGUACUACACAUGUGCAGGCAGAACACCCCUGUGUUGGUUUUUCCUCUAGUGCUUGCUUUCCUGGGGCAGAUUGCCUACCCUGAGUCAACACUGGACUCUUGUCUUUGGUGCACAGUUACUGUGAAAUUAACAAAGAAUGGUGACUGGUUAUACAUUUAUAACUGGCAUGGUUCCGUUGCGUGUAUGUAUAUGUCUGAUAUGCUGCCUGUGUGGAGCACAGGACAGGUGUAGAAAGAGUCCGGGUGCUUUGUGCUGUGUGGGGUUCCUGGGGCCAACCCGGCUACUGUUUCUGCCUGUGGUCUCACUGCUGCUCGGCCCCUGGAGGGACCACUGGGAAAUGACUCCACAGGACAAGUUUUUCCUAGGUCUAGCUGGGAUGUUUGCACAGCCCCGCUUGCGGUCAGCUGCACCGUUCCUAGAAACGAGCUCCGUCUUCCUAUUGCACACAUUGUUGGUCACAAUGGCAGUGAAAUAAAGCCGACGGCAGGUGA
Mastomys coucha (southern multimammate mouse) is the source of this 7330-nucleotide messenger RNA. It is a transcript of the gene Zbtb42, whose product is annotated as zinc finger and BTB domain containing 42. NCBI's taxonomy places the organism in Eukaryota, Metazoa, Chordata, Mammalia, Rodentia, Muridae. Gene Ontology annotation, biological process: regulation of transcription by RNA polymerase II. The transcript is spliced from 3 exons. Gene Ontology annotation, cellular component: nucleus. Gene Ontology annotation, molecular function: RNA polymerase II cis-regulatory region sequence-specific DNA binding; protein binding; DNA-binding transcription factor activity, RNA polymerase II-specific. Bases 3974 to 5236 code for a protein of 420 amino acids. The record is from RefSeq and is a predicted model, not a curated record.